Varanus komodoensis (Komodo dragon) is the source of this 1289-nucleotide messenger RNA. RefSeq names its product veficolin-1. Bases 88 to 1077 code for a protein of 329 amino acids. The transcript has 8 exons. NCBI's taxonomy places the organism in Eukaryota, Metazoa, Chordata, Lepidosauria, Squamata, Varanidae. The record is from RefSeq and is a predicted model, not a curated record.
UCAGAUAACUCUUCAAAAUCACCCCGUAUAUAAGGGACCUAACAGCUCAAGCUUAGUGAGACAGCUAAGUAGCCUCUGCAAGGCAAGAUGACAGCCUGGCUUGACUUUCCCCUGGCUCUGUCGCUCCUGGUGGUUGUCUCGAUGAAAGGAGGAAGCUUUGGACAGGGGUCUGAAGCCAACGGCAGUCCGCAGCUGACUGGCUUAUCAGAGUGUGGAGCAGACAGAAUCUUUCUCCAAGGCCAGGCAGGGAUACCAGGAAUUCCAGGUGUGCCAGGAACAAAUGGGCUGCCUGGAGCUAAGGGGGAUCUAGGCCCCCAGGGGCCCCCAGGUGAGAGAGGUUCUACUGGCAUACCUGGGAAAGCUGGGCCCAAGGGAGACAAAGGAGACCAAGGAGAGGCAUGCAGUUUGGCCAGCUGUCAGCAGCAAGAGGCAGGAGCCAAGGAUUGCAAGGAACUCCUGGAUCGUGGAGAGACACUGACUGGCUGGUAUAUGAUCUACCCCACCACAGGAAGAGGAAUGAGGGCCUACUGUGACAUGGAGACUGAUGGAGGAGGUUGGCUGGUCUUCCAGAGGCGACUGGAUGGUUCAGUGGAUUUCUACCGUGACUGGGAGGCCUACAAGAAAGGGUUUGGGAGGCAAGUGUCAGAGUUCUGGCUGGGCAAUGAUAAAAUCCAUCUUCUUACAAGCUCAGGAAUACAGCAGCUGCGUAUUGAUGUGGAGGACUUCAAUAACUCGAAAACGUUUGCUAAAUAUACCAGCUUCAAAAUCUUGAAUGAAAGUGAAAACUACAAACUAAAAAUAGGCUCCUAUAUGGAUGGCAACAUGGGUGAUUCCUUCUCAGGACACAACAACAUGGCUUUCACCACACGAGACAAAGACAAUGAUAUCUAUGAAACAGGAAACUGUGCUGUAUCUUACAAGGGAGGCUGGUGGUACGGUGCUUGUCAUUCUUCCAACCUGAAUGGCAUGUACCUGAAAGGGGAGCACACCUCUUAUGCUAAUGGCAUCAACUGGUCUACUGGGAAGGGGCACCAUUAUUCUUACAAAUACACAGACAUGAAAAUUAGGCCUCAAUAGAUGAGACAUCUCUGGGUUCAGAACCAGCCACUACAUUAAAUGCAUAACAUCUAGGUGAUCCUAAUGUUUCCUUUUACUCUAGAUUAACCAAAGGGCCCCAGUCCAGACUGAGGUCACCACUCACCGGGGUGGAGGGGGGGAGGUAUACCUUCUCACUUAGCUGCUCCCCCCACCAUCAAAUUCACACACGCAGGCUAAAUCAAUCCAAACAA